AUGUCAGCUUUUGCGACCCGAUCUGGCACCCCCGGGACUCUGCUUCCGCCUUUGCACCAGGGUUGUGGGCAGUGUGGUAGGUUGCAGAGACGCAAGGAUGUGGACACCCGCGAAGGAGUCCGAGAAAUCCUCACUAAGAAGGAGAAGAACAAAGUGUUGAAGCAAGGUUUUGUUGCUAAUAAAGUGCCAGAGGAUUUGGAUGCUGUGGUGAUCGGCAGUGGUAUCGGUGGACUGGGGAUCGCGGUGCUUUUGGCCAAAGUCGGGAAGAAAGUGCUGGUUCUAGAGCAGCAUGACCGAGCUGGAGGAUGCUGCCACACUUUCACAGAGAAAGGCUUUGAGUUUGAUGUCGGUAUCCACUACAUUGGGGACCUGCAGGAGCACAAGCCUUUCCGCUGCAUGCUGGACCAGAUGACUAAUGGGCAGCUGCAGUGGGAGCCGCUGGACAAUCCAUACGACUGGGUGGUGAUGGGACCACCCAAUAAUCGCCGUCGUUACCCCAUCUACAGCGGACGCACGCGCUUCCCAGAGGAGCUCAAGAAGUGCUUCCCCGGAGAGGAGAAGGCCAUCGACGAGUAUGUGCGAAUGUGCAAGAAAGCUGGUCGGGGAAUCUGGCUGCUGGCUCUGCUGAAGCUGCUCCCAAGUCCCGUGGCCUGGUUCCUGGUAAAGACCGGUCUCUGCAAACGUCUCUCCUAUUUCUUUGAAAUGGCCGACCGCAGCCUCACUGAAGUUGUCAACGGCCUGACAGAAAACACAGACCUCAGAGCUGUUUUCACCUACAUCUUUGGCACAUACGGAAACAUCCCAAAGGACGCCAGCUUCUCCAUGCACAGUCUGCUGGUCACUCACUACCUGAACGGUGCAUGGUAUCCUAAAGGGGGCGCCACUGAGAUCGCCUUCCACAUGAUCCCCAUCAUCGAGAAGGCGGGAGGAGCCGUUUUAGUGCGCGCACCGGUCAACCGCAUCCUGUUCAACAAUGCAAAUGAAGCCGUGGGUGUGAGUGUGAUGAAAGGCCAAGAGGAGGUCCACAUCCGCGCCCCGAUGGUCAUCUCUGACGCAGGCAUCUUCAACACCUACCAGAAACUGCUGCCCAAGGAGCUGCAGGCCAUGCCAGCGAUCCAGAAGCAGCUGAGUUUGAUGAAGAACGGUGAGGGUGGGCUGAGCGUGUUUGUCGGGUUGGACGGGUCCACGGAGGAGUUCGGCCUGAAAGCAGACAACUACUGGAUCUUCAAAGAGAACAACCUGGACGAGCUUGUGGAGGAUUACCUGAAUGGCGACAGAGAGAAAUCUGCUAAAAGCGUUCCCAUCUUGUUUGCUGCUUCUCCAUCGGCAAAAGACCCAAUUUGGCAGGAAAGAAAUCCAGGAAAGUCGACUGUGAGCCUGGUCAGCUUUGCCAACUACAAGUGGUUCGAGGAGUGGAAGGACGCGAAGGUGACCAACAGAGCCCCGGAGUAUAAGGACCUAAAACAGGCCUUCAUCGACUCCAUCCUGCAGGACGUCAUGGAGGUCUUCCCCAAAAUCACCAGAGAUAAGAUCGAGUACGUUGACGCUGGGACUCCCAUCACAAACACUCACUACAUCGGAGCUCCCAAAGGGGAAAUCUACGGAGCGGACCACGGCAAGGAGCGCUUCAGCCCAGAGCUCAACGCCACCAUCCGGGCUCAGACGCCACUCAACAAUCUCUAUCUGACCGGUCAGGACGUGUUCCUGUGUGGUUUUGCCGGAGCCUUGGCCGGAGCCCUCACCUGCGGCUCCACCAUCCUCAAGCGGAACCUGCACCUGGACGCCAUCGCGCUGGCCAAGAGAACCAAACCUGUGAAAUCCAAGGGAGAGUGA
This is a messenger RNA of Knipowitschia caucasica, 1833 nucleotides long. The record is from the annotation of a GenBank genome assembly. Lineage: Eukaryota; Metazoa; Chordata; Actinopteri; Gobiiformes; Gobiidae.